AUGGCGUCGACUUUGGUGCACUCCGCGCUCCUGAGGCCGGCGGUGCUGCAAAUUCUUCGUGCAGCCGGGUUCACGGCCGCGAAACCAGCAGUGCUCGAUACUGUCACCGAUUUGGCAGCGAGGUAUCUUCUCUUACUUGCAAACUCGACCUCUCAGAAUGCUCUCAACACACACAACGACAAUGUGCCGACGAUUCAAGAUGUUCGGCUGGCUCUUUCAGAGAAUGGCGCACUGUUCCCGCAGAUGACGCCGGCGGAGGAGGCUCGAAGGGGCGAGGUUGAGGAUGCUGGAGAGUGGGUGCCGUUUGAGGACCUGCGCGGGGUUCAAGGCUUCAUCGACUGGGCGCACGGCCAGGUAAACAAGGAGAUUCGACGGAUUGCAGGAUUCUCGGGAGACGAGCUCAAUGUCGAUCAGAUUGCGGCAGGCACUGAUGAGAAGGUAGACUAUCUCACAGCUCUCAAAAAGCACGGCAAAGCAGAUGAAGAGGCCCGCUUUCAAGGCACCUUGCUCGGCAAAGAUUUCGAGAUGCAGCCUGUCACUAUCGCCGGAGGCCGAGAAACCAGUCUGGCCGAGUGGAUGGACAAGUUGAAGGCCAAGUCGCUCAGCGUCAACGCCGUUGAGGAAGGUGUUACUCCAGGAAAUUCGUCAAUGCUCAGUUCUGCUCCAGGAUCACCGAUGAUGCAUGGUGCAGAAGAACAAGCAGGCGCGAGCGCGUCUACUCAGAUGACUCAAGUCUGA
Messenger RNA from Cyphellophora europaea CBS 101466, 738 nucleotides. RefSeq lists its product as uncharacterized. Gene Ontology annotation, molecular function: protein heterodimerization activity. NCBI's taxonomy places the organism in Eukaryota, Fungi, Ascomycota, Eurotiomycetes, Chaetothyriales, Cyphellophoraceae. The transcript is spliced from 2 exons. Bases 1 to 738 code for a protein of 245 amino acids. The record is from RefSeq and is a predicted model, not a curated record.